Molecule: messenger RNA, 2388 nt
Organism: Prorocentrum cordatum
Lineage: Eukaryota; Dinophyceae; Prorocentrales; Prorocentraceae
Source: the annotation of a GenBank genome assembly
CAGGGAUGUAUUUUAGGCGAGCUUGCCCCACGCUGCGGCCGAUAAUCGCCUCUCGCUUGCUCGCACAUCUUCACCUCGUCCGCAAGCGCGGCGCGACAUGACCGAUUUCCAGGCCGGUCACCCCCCCCCAACAUUCAUCAACCGUGUUCUCUGCAAAACCAGUUCUUGCCCAAGCGUUUCCUCCCUGCAGCGCCCAGCCUCUGCGUGGGUGGGCCAGCUGCUUGGAUGGACGGCCCCACUAGCAUGCCCAGCUGUGAGGAGGAGGAGGACGCGUCCAGCGACGAGAAGGGGAGGCAGUCCCUGCGGGAUCAGCUCAACGCGAUGAGACGCAGCAGCCGCCGCCUCACCGAGACGCCGCGCAGGCAGCUGUCCGACUUCGCGGCGGCGCUCGAGUUGCAGCAGGACUGCCUGCUAAAGCUGCUGGACGCACAGGACAAGCACGAGGCGAUGCUCCAGUCGCAGGCGAAAUGGAUUGUGCGCCAGGUUGGGAACAUGGUCAGGGAGAGGCCGGGGCAGAGCCCCCGGGCGCACAGGGACGGCUCCUGCCGCAGGGUGUCCACCGCGAGUUGCCCGAGCAGGGUGGACUCGGAGGCGGCCGCCUCGGCGGUGGCGCCGGCGGUCUCGAAGGGCAAGUUCUAUUUGAGCGAGGGCUCUGCCACGCCAUCUUAUCCGAUGGAUCCUGUGCUGGCCAGCCGCUCCGCCUCCCUCUCCGAUUUCUCGGUCUCAGACUAUUCGCCUCGCAAGCUGACCGCCCCGGAAGAGCAGUUCAAUUUGGAGGACAAGCUCAACAGGCUGAAGGAGUCCGACAAGAACUUCUUCUUUUGGGGACUGACGAACUCGGGGGAGUCUGAGCGCCGCGAGACAUCUUCCACCCUGGGCGCAUUCGCGUACAAGUGCACGCACAGCAUCCUGUUCCAGAUCCUUGUUCCGGUGGUCAUUAUCGCCAAUGCCUGUACCAUUGGCCACCAGGCAGACUGGGAUAUGCGCCACUACGGCGAGCCACUCGCGAGCCAAGAUCUGACGAGCUGGAUAUGGAUUAACCGAGCGUUUGCGCUUGCGUUCUUUCUGGAACUCGUACUGCGUAUCGCAUGCGAGGGGGCCCACUUCUUCUACUGGGGGAACAAAGGCUUCGCCUGGAACGCCUUCGACUUUCUCAUCGUGGCGUCGUCUGUCGCGGAAGAGGUCGCUGUGCUCGUCUUCGCGACCAGGCGCACCCGCAUAUCUUCGUUCCGAGUGGUCCGCGUGCUACGGCUGGUGCGCGCGCUGCGCGUGAUCAGGAUUUUACGUUUCUUCCGCGAGCUCCGCAUCAUGGUUGCUGGGAUAAUGAAUUGCGGCAAGUCGUUGCUCUGGGCUUCGUUGUUGAUCGGCAUCAUGACCUACACAUUCUCUGUAGUGUUCCUGCAGGCUAGUCUCGCAUACCUCGAGGACUCUGGACAUGAGACGAUUGUCAAUGUGGACUGCAGCAAUGACAUAGGGGCUGGGUGCAGCAUAAGGAAUAACUUCAACUCACUGGUGGGAGGCAUGUACACUUUGUUUAAAGCCAUGUCUGGUGGCUCUUCCUGGGGCGAUGUUUCGGAUACUCUGACCGAGAUCAGCCCUCUGGUGACUUUCGCAUUUUGCGUAUACAUCAUGCUCGCCGUAUUCGUUGUCUUGAAUUGUGGCGGAUUACAGCGAUUUUUGUCGACUCGGCUCAGCGUGUUUCUGACGACGAGGCGACUAGGAUCCUCGACAACAUACAGAGGAAAUCGGUCUGGAUCCAGGCCGCCAAGGAGCUGUUCAAGAUCCUUGACACACGCAACGAGGGCGAGCUCCAGUGGAGCGACAUCAAUAAGCUGUUCACCGACGAGAGAGCUCAGAGUUGCUUGCAGGAGUUUGGGAUUGACCUCGACUUCCAGAGCUCGCAGGUCCUCUUCAACCUCUUCGAUCCCUUGGGCACUGGCGUGAUCUCUGAGGACCAUUUCGCCAAGACGCUGUACCGGCUUCAAGGGGGUGCGCGCAGCUUAGACCUAUGCCGUAUUCACAACACCGUCCUCAGCAUGCACAAGAGUCUGAAGCUCGCGAACAAGAGGGUGGACACACUGGCAAACCUCAUGGGCUUCCACCUGAGCGUGGGCCUGGACGGCAAGGGCCGCAAGGCAACCCACUCCCAGCAGAUGCCCACAGCGCGCACUACGACGCCACGUUCGAGGUUAGCGCUGUCCUCUUGCCCCCCCUCCUCCGCUUCCUCCUCGAGGUCGUACUCGUCCUCCUGCCUAUCUUUGGGGUGGUCGUCCUCCCCCGCAUCCCCGACGUCCCUCUGCUCAUCCAUCCUCUCUGUGCAACUACUUGGUGUGAGUAAUACUCUGCUCUCUCCCCUGAACCUGUCCUUUUGUGGCCCCGGCUCCAACG